UGUAUCCAUGUGCUUUUCGUGUGAUGCUGCUGUGACGUUUGUGUACAGUUUUGUGAAGUGGUUUAUUCUAGUUUUCUAGCUUGGUUCAGGAUGGCGCAAAACAUACCGUCAUCCAGUUCACAGGAAAAGAAUGAGAGAGUUUCUAGAUACGAGUGUCCUGCAGACUUUGUGCCUCUUGAGUACAGCUGCAGAAAGAAAUGCGUGUUACAGAGAGGAGAAAACACAGAGCUGUGGCUCAUUAAAGCUCCAGCUCGCUUCAACCCCAGCAGCCUGGAAAAUUUGAAAAUGUCCUUAUCAGGCAUGGAGAUGAUUCAGUCUACUGAUGCGUCUCCUCAGAUCUACAGUGUUCUCUCGAGCCGCUCAGGCCCUGCUGACCUCCAUUUUCUCACCUCCAGUGGUAACAAACAAAAUACAUCUCUCUGUGCUUCUGGCUUUGCUGGAAUCCUCAAUAUCAGUGAAAGUUAUGGGGACUGCAGUGGGAAUCAGAGCCCUAUUCCUGUCCCAGCAGCCCCUGCACCAAGUAUCCCACCAGGUCUGAAGCAGCGCUUCCAGCCCUUUGGCAGCUCUACAGCUGCUCACAUGUUUCAGAGCACUACCACGACCUCUCUUUUACCACCAAAGAAAAUAAAGCUGCAGUCCGAAGAGACUGAAGAACAGAGUAAAAAGAAAAAGAAGAAGAAGAAGAAGAAAGAGAAGCACAACAUGGAGAGGACUGUUGAAGUGGCCCACAUUAAGCAGGAAAAAACAUCUUAUGAAUAUGGUGAGCUGCAAGUCCCAGAGCCAGUGGUGGAAGCUGGUACAGCAGAGAGAAAGAAGAAAAAGAUUAAGAAAAAGAAGGGAAUGAUGACACAGGAUGAGGUGGCUAGUGAUGGCAGUUUGGUAGUCAAACAGGAACCAGUGGACACAUACUUUGGUAACAUUGAGAGCCCUGUGAAAAAGAUAAAAAAGAAGAAGAAGAAGAAGGAGGAAGCAUAAGAUGAGUAAAUACUCGUCAUAACACUUUUUAAACUUUUAUGUCCAAUAUACGUUGUCUACAGCAGUCAUGUAAACUGUAUAAGGGAUGAAACAUUUCUAAAUAAUUUAUUGCAUCCUUUUUCAGCAUAAAUGAAUACUGAAAUCUAUCAUGCAGGAAACAGCAUCUUUAAAAAUAUUUUGCUAAAAACAGUUACUUGCUGUAUUCAACUGUGUGCAAAUGUUUACAUAGGCUUAAGACAAUUUAUCAAACCCAAUGACAUUUUUCAUGUCUCUACAGUACCAGUCAGAACUUUGGACACACCUUCUAAUUCAAUGUUUUUUCUUUUUUUAUUAAUUAAGAGACAUGGAUUACCACAGUUGUGGAAUAGGGCCAUUUACUGUAUUUGUAUUAUUUACUGUGUGAUAGUGUUAUAUAUAUAUAUAUAUAUAUAUAUAUAUAUAUAUAUAUAUAUAUAUAUAUAUAUAUAUAUAUAUAUAUGUGUGUAUGUAUGUUAUUCUAUAGACACGAGUGUUUCACUGGGAAAUACGCCACUUGUAUUUUUCAUAUGAACUUCAUAUUUAGUAACAAAUUUUCCAAUAUCCUCAUGAGUGAGGAAACCAAUGAAUUGUUUUGAUAAGUUUCGGUACUUUUUUUGUUUGUGUGAUGGCUUGAAGAUAUGAAGUUUAUCUUCCUGUGUUGGAAAACUCACCAAUUUUCAUAUGAAAUACAUCGCAGAUCUGAGUGACAUUUUAAAUAAUAUUGGCUGGCAUUGAGUGGUAUAUCAAAUAUAUUUUAUUCAGCUAGCAUGAUACUGAACUAGUCAAAAUGGUGAACCAGCUCAAAAUUAAAAUUCUUUUGAUUAACUUGUAGGUUUUUUUUUUGGAUGUGUCCAUAUAAUAUAAAGAACAUUACAUGGUGACAUGAAGAUGUGAAGUUUAUCUUCUCAUGUUAUAAAAUAUCACUUGUUCACUCACUCAAUGUAUCCAUU
Messenger RNA from Neoarius graeffei (lesser salmon catfish), 1943 nucleotides. It is a transcript of the gene polr1g, whose product is annotated as RNA polymerase I subunit G. Bases 91 to 975 code for a protein of 294 amino acids. The transcript is spliced from 3 exons. The record is from RefSeq and is a predicted model, not a curated record. Gene Ontology annotation, biological process: transcription by RNA polymerase I. Lineage: Eukaryota; Metazoa; Chordata; Actinopteri; Siluriformes; Ariidae.